AAGGCAGGUUUAAGCUGAGGGAGCACCUUCGCAGUCACACGCAGGAGAAAGUGGUGGCGUGUCCGGCCUGCGGCGGCAUGUUCGCCAACAACACCAAGUUCUUCGACCACAUCCGACGCCAGACCACCAUGGAAGGUCAGAGGUUCCAGUGUUCGCACUGUUUUAAGCGCUUUGCGACGGAAAGAUUGUUGAGGGACCACAUGAGAAACCACGUAAACCAUUAUAAAUGUCCCCUGUGUGACAUGACCUGUCCCUCACCGUCCUCCCUGAGAAACCACAUCAAAUUUCGCCAUAGCAACGAGAAGCCCUACAGCUGUGACUACUGUGAUUACAGUUGUAAGAAUCAGAUAGACCUGCGGAAACAUCUGGACACACACAGCAGUGAGCCAGCCUACCGCUGUGACUACUCCAACUGUGACUACACCACCCGCUCUCUGCACUCCAUGAAAUCUCACUACAAACGCAUCCACGAGGGAGACUACACGCCUCGUUAUAAAUGUCACGUGUGUGAGCAGUGUUUUACUCGCGGAAACAACCUGACCUCUCACCUGCGUAAGAAACACCAGUUUAAAUGGCCCUCAGGACAUCCCAGGUUCAGGUAUAAGGAACAUGAGGAUGGCUUUAUGCGGCUGCAGCUGAUCCGAUAUGAGAGCGUGGAGCUGACGGAGCAGUUGAUGAGGGAGCGACAGGGGGAGGGAGACAGCUCCGAGGCUGCCGUCCAAUCCGAAGGCCUGCAGCCUGUGGAGGAGGCGGAGUCAGCCGGCGCGGGCGACUACGUGGGGCGGAGCAGCGCGACGGAAAGGAUCGAGGGAGAGAGGGACUGCGUAGCAGAGGAGGGAGCAGUGACAGAUGAACAGGGGGAGAAUGUUCUCUUGGUUCUGACCGCUGGGCCCGCCCCGGAGGCGGAGUCAAAGAGGGAGGAUGCCGUGAUGCGGCAGCUACAGGACACCGCCCAGCAGCUGGGCAUGGAGGUAGUCUAGCCCUGCCUCCUCUGACUAGAGCUCCGCCCCUUUUUUGCCACUGACUGUUAAAGGCAGAGGAGGGAAUAAACUCAAUGACAGAGACUCAAAGAGAAAACACUGAAUCUGAACUCAUCAGUCUGAAGGCAUGU
Messenger RNA from Chanos chanos (milkfish), 1111 nucleotides. RefSeq names its product histone H4 transcription factor-like. Gene Ontology annotation, biological process: regulation of transcription by RNA polymerase II; anatomical structure development. Gene Ontology annotation, molecular function: DNA-binding transcription factor activity, RNA polymerase II-specific; RNA polymerase II cis-regulatory region sequence-specific DNA binding. The record is from RefSeq and is a predicted model, not a curated record. The transcript has 6 exons. NCBI's taxonomy places the organism in Eukaryota, Metazoa, Chordata, Actinopteri, Gonorynchiformes, Chanidae. Bases 78 to 980 code for a protein of 300 amino acids.